This is a messenger RNA of Emiliania huxleyi CCMP1516, 1528 nucleotides long. RefSeq lists its product as hypothetical. NCBI's taxonomy places the organism in Eukaryota, Haptophyta, Isochrysidales, Noelaerhabdaceae. Bases 50 to 1270 code for a protein of 406 amino acids. The record is from RefSeq and is a predicted model, not a curated record. The transcript is spliced from 12 exons. Gene Ontology annotation, cellular component: endoplasmic reticulum; COPII-coated ER to Golgi transport vesicle.
CUUGCUCUCGGCGCGGCAGCGUUGUCGACAGCAGCGAGAGAGAAACGCCAUGCAGGGCAUUGCCGCAACCGGCACGACACGCACGGAGGCGCUGCGCAAGCGCAGAUCCGGCUCCGCGGCCGAGCCGGAGCCCGAAGCCGCCUCGUCGCACAUCGCAAGUGUCGUGAAGUCGCUCGACGUGUACCCAAAGACGCUCGACGACUUCAAGGAGCGCACCGGCUCGGGCGCGGCAGUCUCGGUGGUGUCGCUGUCCAUCAUAUUUCUGCUGGUCAUCUCGGAGUUCUACGCGUACUUGACGCCGACGACCACCGAUCACCUCUAUGUUGACACCAGCCGAGGCGAGCGGAUACGAGUCAACCUGAACCUCACCUUCCCAAACAUGCCGUGCGCCGGCAUGAGCCUCGUGGCGAUGGACGUCGCGGGCGAGCAGCAGAUUGACGUGGUGAGCAACAUCAUCAAGACGCGCCGCCGGCUCGACGGCUCGAAGAUCGGCGUCGAGCUCGACGACGCGCACUUGCGGCGGCAGAUGGCUGGCAAGUGCGGCAGCUGCUUCCAGAAGCGCGACGAGAUGCCGGAGGCGGAGGGGCAGUGCUGCAACUCGUGCGCCGACGUGCAGUCGGUGUACCGCGCGAAGGCGCUCAAGCGGUUGGUGUGGGAGGACCACCCGCUCUGCCAGCACGAGGCGAUGCUGCUCGAGCCGGCCCGGCUCGCGUCCAUCCACGAGGGCUGCAACCUGUUUGGCUUCCUCGAGGUCAACAAGGUCGCGGGCAAUGUCCACCUCGCGCCGGGCAAGGCCUUUCAGUCCGCGCAGGGCCAGCUCGUCCACGAGUUCAAGCCCUUCGACUCGCACGGCUACAACAUCUCGCACGUCAUCCACUCCCUCUCCUUCGGAGUCCACUACCCAGGCCGCCAGUCGCCCCUCGACGAGUCGACCAUGAUUCUGCACAACGGGUCCGGCGUCUUCCAGUACUACCUCAAGGUAGUCCCCACCACGUACGUCUUUGCGUCGGGCCGCAACCUCACGUCGUGCCAGUACUCUGUCACCGAGCAGUUCAAGUCGGCGCACGACCCGCGGAACGGCUUCGUGCUGCCCGGCGUCUUCUUCAUCUACGACAUCUCGCCCAUCAUGGUCACUUUCCGCGAGGAGCGCCCCGCCUUUUCGUACUUUCUCACCUCCCUCUGCGCCAUCGUCGGUGGCGUCUUCACCGUCGCCGGGAUCGUCGACUCGUGCAUCUACUCGGCAUCCGGCGGGCCCGGCCUCAAAAUGUGAGCCAUUCGGAGCGUGCGUGAGAGCGGGCCAUGGUAGCGGGGGCGGGGCGCAGGCGAGCUCGUUUGCGUGUUGCAGGCCGCGUGAGACGGUGUCGAGAGAUAUUACAGAUAUCCGGCUGGCCACCCCAAUGUGGCAGACCGUGCGCUGCAGCGCUGGCGGCGGCGCGCGCUGUGCCAGGACGACCGAGCUGACUCGUCUAUCGGCCUUUGCUUCGCCGCCACACACCAUUAUAUGUGGUUAUAGAAAGCCGUACUAUAG